CAUCAUGUCUGGAAGAGGAAAGAGUGGAAAGGCCCGAACCAAGGCAAAGACUCGCUCAUCCCGUGCUGGUCUUCAGUUCCCAGUGGGACGUGUUCACCGAUUUCUUCGAAAGGGCAGCUAUGCACAGAGGGUAGGCGCUGGGGCACCCGUCUACAUGGCUGCAGUAUUGGAGUACCUGACUGCCGAAAUCUUGGAACUCGCCGGUAAUGCUGCUCGUGACAACAAGAAGUCUAGGAUCAUCCCUCGUCACCUUCAGCUCGCCGUACGCAACGACGAGGAACUGAACAAACUCUUGGGUGGUGUGACAAUCGCACAAGGUGGUGUACUGCCAAACAUCCAAGCCGUGUUGCUUCCAAAGAAGACCGCUAAAUCAAGCUAGUUUGCCUCGCCCGGCGAACCCCCAUUUUCAACGGCCCUUAUCAGGGCCACCAAAUAUUCACGAAAGAAUCGUUGUUGUUUUCUUUUCAUUGGUAUCCAUCCCUCUUUCUCCCUCACUAACUCUAUACAUACAGAUAAGGUAAAUGACGUGACGGAUAAGAAAAAUGUAUAAUGACAAGUAGAUUAGAAGUAAAAUGAUGUCAAAUAAAUAAAUGAAUAAAAAA
Messenger RNA from Lytechinus variegatus (green sea urchin), 602 nucleotides. Its product is annotated as histone H2A, embryonic. Gene Ontology annotation, molecular function: structural constituent of chromatin; protein heterodimerization activity; DNA binding. Gene Ontology annotation, cellular component: nucleosome. Bases 5 to 379 code for a protein of 124 amino acids. The record is from RefSeq and is a predicted model, not a curated record. NCBI's taxonomy places the organism in Eukaryota, Metazoa, Echinodermata, Echinoidea, Temnopleuroida, Toxopneustidae. The transcript has a single exon.